AUGUCCUCACUCGUUCUUGCAUUGUCCCUCACCCUGGUUGUGAUGGUUGUUGUAGUGUGGUUGGUUUUAUUCAAGGAAACACCAGAGACUGAUCCAUUGAGUAUCAUGUUCAAUGAUGAUCCGAACAGCAUGGAUAAACAUCAACAUGUUGAAUAUCAGGAUCCUAACGAAGUAUUGGAAAAGGGAGAAUACAUGGAAGAAACCAAUAUUUACAAGUUGAGAUUGUGGAGUAAGCAAAUGCCGAAUAGGCCUGCUCUCUGGUAUAAGAAUCAAUCAAGUCAGGCAAAGGAGUACAUUCCUAUCACUUUUAAAGAGUACAAUGACCAUGUUCAAGAGGUUGCCAAAUCACUUCUUGCUCUCGGAAUUAAAAGAGGUGAGACUUGUUGUAUCAUGUCUGGAAAUAACAAGGAGUGGAAUUAUUUAGAUUUGGGUUGCUUGACUGUUAAUGUUAUUUGUGGAGGAAUUUACUUUUCAUCAUCAGAACUUCAAGUAUUGCACUUGUUGAAUCACUCAGAAGCAAAGAUGGUUGUUGUGGAAAAGAAGGAUCAUUUUGAAAAAGUUAAGAGAUGUAUUUCCAAGUUGACUGAUUUGCAAAAAGUUGUGUUUAUUAAUGAAAGUGUUUUGAAUGAGUGUUUGAAGGAAAACCCAGAGCCACUUUUGAAUGCUUCUGGUAUUCAAGUUCAAUUGUGGAGUUGGAGCGAUUUUAUCAAACUUGGAGAAAAUAUUACUCAAGACCAAGUUGAUGAAAUUUUCAAGUCAAUCAAGACAAAUGAUGUCUGUACCGUGAUUUACACAAGUGGUACAACAGGUGCACCAAAAGCUGUUCAAUUGACAUAUAGAGCAGUUACCUCAGCUACUCUUGCAGCUAGAACAAUUGCUAAAUAUAAUGAAACUCAUCCAGAUUUUGAUAUUGAGAAUCAUAAUAAUACCUAUCUCAGUGUUCUCCCACUUGCUCAUAUUGCUGAGAGAUUGUUAACUAUUUAUAUACCUUUGAGAUGCGGAUAUCAAGUUUAUUUUGCUGAAAGUAUUUUCACUUUGUUGAAUGAUUUACAAGUUGUAAGACCUCAUAUUUUCUUUGGAGUACCAAGAAUUUAUGAAAAGAUCAAAUCUGGUAUUGAAACCAAUCUCAGCAAGGUCAAUCCAAUUGUUAGAUAUUUAAUUCAACACUGUAUGAAACAAGUAUCCAAAUACAAUACUUUGGUUGCUAUGGGAAGAAGCACUAGUUCAUUGUUGGAUUUCAGAGCUAAAUUAAUUUACAAGUUCAUUGUUGGACCAUUGAAGAGAAAAAUUGGAUUUGAUAGAACAAGAGUUUUCGGAGUUGGAAGUGCACCAAUUUCAAAGGAUGUUAUGAUAUUCUUUUCUGGAUUGGAUGCCAUGUUAAUUAACAUUUAUGGUUCUUCUGAAUCAUCAGCUAUGGGUUCAUCCAUUAGACCAAGAGCUCUCCAUUUCGAUAGUGUUGGUGUUCCAAUGCCAGGUACAGAAAUUAAAAUAGAUGUCGAUGGUGAAGUGUUAAUUAAGGCACCAUCAACAAUGGUUGGAUAUGCUAAAGAUGAAAAGUCAACCAAAGCUGCUUUCACUGAAGAUGGAUUUUUGAGAACUGGUGACUUGGGUAUAUUAAGGAAUGGUUUCUUAAAGAUUACUGGUAGAAAGAAGGACAUUAUCAUGACUAAGAAUGGUAAGAAUGUUGCCCCAGCAUAUUUUGAAUCAUCAUUGCAACAUGACAUUAUCAAUGGAAGCUUAAUGAUUGGAGAUGAUAAAAUUUUCCUCUCUGCCAUUGUUUCCCUUGAACCAACCCAAUUAAUGAAAUAUGUCAAAGAUCACCAUAAGGAAUUUGGUGUUGAAAAUGUAGAUUCUCUAUCAGAUUUAACACCAGAAAGAGCUCUGAAUACCUACCAUAAUCAUCCAAUUAUUUAUAAAUUGGUUGAAUCUCUCAUCAAACAAGUGAAUAGUAAGGUAUCAGAUGCUGAACAAGUUAAAAAGUUCAAAAUUCUGUCCAAAUCCUUCUCAAUAGAUGGCGGUGAAUUUACUGCAACUUUGAAAACCAAAAGACAUGAAAUUUUGAAAAAGUAUGAAAAGGAAAUUGAUGAAAUUUACUCUGGUGUUAAGGAAUAAUCAACAAACCACCUUUACUAAAUUAAUAUUGUAAAU
Messenger RNA from Naegleria gruberi, 2148 nucleotides. RefSeq names its product long-chain fatty-acid-CoA ligase. Bases 1 to 2112 code for a protein of 703 amino acids. Gene Ontology annotation, cellular component: membrane; endoplasmic reticulum. The record is from RefSeq and is a predicted model, not a curated record. Gene Ontology annotation, molecular function: long-chain fatty acid-CoA ligase activity. The transcript has 3 exons. NCBI's taxonomy places the organism in Eukaryota, Heterolobosea, Eutetramitea, Acrasida, Naegleriidae.